Saprolegnia diclina VS20 is the source of this 363-nucleotide messenger RNA. RefSeq lists its product as hypothetical. The coding region runs from base 1 to 363 and encodes 120 amino acids. The record is from RefSeq and is a predicted model, not a curated record. NCBI's taxonomy places the organism in Eukaryota, Oomycota, Saprolegniomycetes, Saprolegniales, Saprolegniaceae. The transcript has 2 exons.
AUGGCAGACUACAUGAUGCCCGCGAAAGACGCCACAUUCAACCGACUCGAGCACUUCGACUUUCUGGGCAUCCAAAAGGAGAUGACAGCGACCGACUCGCAUUACUACGUGGUGGCGGCAACGUCCCGUACCAGGGUCACCAGCGUACCCAUAGCUGACCCGGCACGACUCAGGAAAGAGUGCCUCCAGGAGCUACUGCACCACGACGCCAAAGGCAACAUGUCGUGGUUUGACGGCGACGCGAUUGAAGACGAAAACAAAAAAGUGCUCCAGCACCCCGUAAUUCGCGUCCUCAUCUUGCUCAAGUGGCGCGAAGUCGAAACGACCUUUUCACGAAGGGACGUAUCUUGCGAACCGUCGUAG